UUAGGGUUCGGAUCCUCGAUCGAUCGAUCGAUCGGGCGAUGGCGCUGGACGUAGCACAGGUGGUGCUCACGGCAUUCGACACGAGCAUGUCGCGGACAUGGCGAGAGGAGGAUCGGCGCUGGCGGUCCGAGGACAGAGUGUGGAGGGCCGAGGAUCUCGAGUACCGGGCCGAGGAGCGCAAGUGUAGGAAUCAAGAGCGGGCUAUGCGCGAGGCCGAGCAGAGAUGGAGGGAUGAGGAUAUGGAGCAGCGGCAUGUGGAGAAUGCGCGCUACCUGUGGACGAGGUUCGUGGAGAAAAAUCGUAGGGACGUGGAAGAAAAGUCCGAGCAGCUUAAAGCGAUCUCCAAUCUGGCAGCCUUGUUUGCUGGUUUUGCUGUAGUAACUCUAACACAAUUCACCAUAGCUCCAGAUCCAGUUUUAACUGUUUGGAUCGCGUUUUAUGGUGUAUUGACUGCGAUCGCUGUUGGUCUCAUGACGAUAUCAAUGGUGACUUGUACUUUGAUCUUGGGGAGCAUACUAAAGAACGGCAAAUCAUACGUGAACGAAGAGGCCGAAGAGGAGUUCAUGUUCAAGUGCCGUGACUUUGUGAAGUCUUACAGGACUGGAGACAAGCCACCGUCUCCUCGAAGAACUUUCGAAGCGUUUUGGGAGAUUAGGUGUGAAGAUGACUGGAAGAGAGCUUUCCAGUUCUUUGCAUGGGGGGUGCUGUCCUUCCUUUUCAGUUUGAUCCCGAUUGGGUGGAUAAAGUUUUAUAACUCACGGCUCACAGCGGGACUCUUCAUGGGAGUGAUUGCAGUAUCAAUCAUAGUCUGGGGCUUUGUACAAUACUUAUGGGGGGGAUAUCUCACCAAGACGUUUAGAUACAACCGGACGAGCAUAGCGGAAAGUGGGAGCAGCCAUGCGGCCAGCAUCUCGGCUGGACUGCCAUUCGAUUGGCAUAUUGCUCCGGGGAGUGUAGAUAGGCAAGUCUGACAAGAGGAAAAGAAAAGAACAAUGACGUAAAUCCGCAAAAUAGAGUUCCCUGUCCAAGCCUUCCACUCGAGAACGAAUCUUGUCAUCAUCCAGGGAGCUUGAAUCUUCUCUUUCGUGCUUGAAAGCUCACUGGUUUCUAUGUUCA
Selaginella moellendorffii is the source of this 1116-nucleotide messenger RNA. RefSeq lists its product as uncharacterized. The transcript has 9 exons. The record is from RefSeq and is a predicted model, not a curated record. NCBI's taxonomy places the organism in Eukaryota, Viridiplantae, Streptophyta, Lycopodiopsida, Selaginellales, Selaginellaceae. Bases 39 to 971 code for a protein of 310 amino acids.